CUUUCUCGGCGCAUCCCCUGUUGGUCUGGGCCACAGUUGCCGUUGCAACUUCGCUAUCGCCCCUUUCAGACGCUCUUCGAGCGCUAUCCAGCCUGCAAUAGGCGCUUCGACUAUACGGCGGCGGCCCUGCGUGCGAAUUUAGCGCGUCAGGAGCGCUCCAGAGUCCCACACUGACGCGAGCUUGUCAGCGACCGCAUCCGUGCUGCCAACCGACAACACUCCGGUCCGCAGCCGUGGGAGCCUUCCCAUCAUGGGCAGCCAUGGUCCUAUAAGCUGCUUGUGCUGUAGAGCGCACGUGGAGGAUGGGGCAGCAGCGGGCGUGCACGCGGGGCGACGGGCCCGGUCGCUCAUAGCCACUGUUGCGGUAGUGCUGCUGCUCGCGGCGGCCCAGGCUCCGGGCGCGGAAGCCUUCCGUCGCGGUGGUGGCGGCGGCGGCGGCGGCCGCGACUUCUACUCGCUGCUAGGUGUGGCGAAGGACGCGGACGAGGCCACCAUUAAGAAGGCGUACCGGCGGCAGGCGCUCAAGUGGCACCCCGACCGCAACACCGACAAGAAGGAGGAGGCGGCGGCGCGAUUCCGCGACAUCGCCGCCGCCUAUGAGGUGCUGAGCGAUGCCGACAAGCGCCGCACGUACGACCAGUUUGGUGAAGAGGGACUGAAGCAUGGUGGCGGCGGCGGCCCAGGCGGCCCAGGCGGCGCCGGCGGCUUCAACAUGAAUUUCCAGGGGGGAGAUCCAUUUGAGAUGUUCAACAUGUUCUUUGGUGGCGGCGGCGGUGGCGGCGGCAUGGGCGGCGGCAUGGGCGGACAGCGGCGCGCGCAGUUCAACAUGGGUGGCGGCGGCAUGGGUGGCGGCUUUGGGGGCAUGGGUGGCGGCGGCAUGGGCGGCGGCGGCCGCGGUGGUCACAGCGGCGGCGGCGGCGAGGGCUUGUACGAUGAUGACCCGCACGUGCAGACGCUGACUACGGACACGUUCCCGGCGGGCGACACUGCCUGGGUGUGGCUGGUUGAGUUCUACGCCCCAUGGUGCGGGCACUGUAAACAGCUGGCGCCCAAGUGGUCGGCUGUGGCCAAGUCGCUGAAGGGCGUGGUCAAGGUGGGCGCGAUCAACUGUGAGGACGCCAAAGAGUUGUGCGGUGCACACGGCGUGCGCGGCUACCCCACCAUCCAGGCCUUCGUGCCGGGCUCCGGCGCCAAGCCCUACAGCGGCGACCGCUCCGCCAAGGCCAUCUCCGACUGGGCCCUGGACCUGGUGCCCAGCCGCGUGUCACAGAUCACCACCGACCUCUCCCUGCGCCAGCUGCUGGCACGCUGCUCCGGCGGCAGUAGCAGUGGCAGCAGUGGCAGUAGCAGCAAGGGCAAGGACCGGGCCAGCUGGAGCGCGUGCGUGAUGCUGGUCAGCGCCAAAUCCGAGACGCCGCACCUGCUGCGCGCGCUGUCGGUCGCAUACGCUGGCAAGGUGGCGUUUGGCGAGCUGCGGGUGGGCAGCGGCAAGGGCGCCGGCGGCGCCCUGUCUGCGCCCAUGGCCCACGUGGCGUCGCAGCUGGGUGUGGACGUGGAGGCGGAGCGGGCCGCCGGCAAGCUGCCGCUGCUCAUCACCAUCUGCAACGGCGACCUGGCGCUGGUGGACAGGUACAUUGGCACGCUCAAGUCAGACUCGCUGGCCCGGCACCUGGACACCUACGCCGCCGGCAAGAAGUGCGCCAAGCAGGUGCGGCUGGACGCCGGCACGGACCUGGGCAAGUUCAGUGCGGGGCAGCUCAAGCAGCUGGUCAAGGACAAGGGGCUGGACUGCAGGGGCUGCACGGAGAAGGACGACUUCGUGCGGCGGCUCAAGGACUUCAUCGCGAGCGGCGGAGCGGCCGGGACACGAUGAGCGGCAAAGACAGCAGGACCAGACGCAGCAGAAGCAGGAGUGGGGAGGCGGAGGUCGGGGCGCGGGAUGGACACGGGGUAGCCUUAGCCGUGCAGGAAUGGCAGGCAGUUGUGGUGUUGCGGGCGCAGGCCGGUCGGCUAUGAAUAGGGGUUUGGCAUCGCUGGCAUAGGUGCAUUUCAGGGGUAGCUUGGCUAUAGGACCCUUCCAACGGCCAUGAUAGGUGCAUGUCAGGCCACCAGACAGCGCAUUGACACGAUUGAGGGACACGCGAGCGAUGCAAUUUUGGAACUGCCAUGGUGUUGGAGUUACAUUCUUGGCAGGAUGGCGCAAGGAUUGAUGCAGCAGCUAGGUCAGGCCGCUAGAUGUGAUGAGGGUACGAUAUUACAGUUGUCUUGACUCUUGAGCAUUGAGCUCAGCGCUAGCAUUCCGAUCCCUGCCCAAGGAGGCAUGCCCAUCAUGCCCAAGAGGUGUGUGUUACAAAGGCAAGCGCACAGCUGCUAAG
This is a messenger RNA of Chlamydomonas reinhardtii, 2375 nucleotides long. RefSeq lists its product as uncharacterized. Lineage: Eukaryota; Viridiplantae; Chlorophyta; Chlorophyceae; Chlamydomonadales; Chlamydomonadaceae. The transcript has 7 exons. The record is from RefSeq and is a predicted model, not a curated record. Bases 251 to 1873 code for a protein of 540 amino acids.